CUAUCCCACAGGGAAACCUUGCUGGGAGGGGCUUGGAAACAGGAAUGAAGCCAGAGGGCAGGGCUGCCAGGGACCAUUUAAAUGCUGCAACUCCAAGAGAUUCACACAGAAGACUGGACCCAAUUUGGAACAGCCACCCAGAGGGAGACAACAAUGUCACCACUAACUGUGCCAUACACACAGGCUGUGUCCCUGCAUAGUGGUACUUCUGUGACAAUCCAAGGGAAACCUGUCCAACCUUUCAUCAAUGAACCACAGCUACAGGUGGAUUUCCACACUGCGAUGGAUGAUGUCUCAGACAUUGCUUUCCAUUUCCAAGUGUACUUUGGCCGUUAUGUGGUCAUGAACAGCCGUGAGAAUGGGGCCUGGAAGCAGGAAGUGAAAUGCAACAAUAUGCCCUUUGAGGAUGGCAAAGACUUUGAGCUGUGCAUCUCAGUGGUGGACAAUGGGUACCAGGUAAAGGUCCAUGGCCAGUGCUAUUACACCUUUGACCAUCGACUCCCACAAGGGUCUGUGAAGAUGUUACAAGUGUGGAGAGAUUGCUCCCUUACCUCAGUGAGUGUCCAGAAUCAAGGGUGAUAGCCAGGCUCUUCACUUUCAAAAAAAUUCCUGUUUCUCUUCGGCCAUGGAUUCCCAGAGCUGGCUAACAACAUGAUCUGUCCUCACUUCAAUUCUUACACUUGCUCAUUAAAACUUCAUCAAGCUUUA
Messenger RNA from Cebus imitator (Panamanian white-faced capuchin), 708 nucleotides. RefSeq names its product galectin-10-like. Bases 82 to 579 code for a protein of 165 amino acids. NCBI's taxonomy places the organism in Eukaryota, Metazoa, Chordata, Mammalia, Primates, Cebidae. The record is from RefSeq and is a predicted model, not a curated record. The transcript has 4 exons. Gene Ontology annotation, molecular function: carbohydrate binding.